AUGGCCCCUGUGGUCUCUUCCAACUCUAUGAUUCUAUAGCAUUAUCAGUCCUCACAAAUAAAGAGUUGCAAAGGAAAAGUAAGGACGUCUUAAGACUGGAUGUUUUAGUGUUGGCAAAAAAAGCGAUAAUUCAUGACAAUACUUAUUUUUAAUUGCUUUUGCUUGUUUUAACCCCUAUUAAUAACCCCUGCUUAUAUCAUUUCUAGGGGUAUAUUCGGCAGUGUCGUAAACAUACAGGAAUGUUCACUGCAGCUCAGCUAAACACAAUAUUUGGAAAUAUUGAAGACAUUUACAAAUUUCAAAGAAAAUUCUUAAAAGAUCUAGAGAAGCAGUACAACAAAGAAGAGCCCCACUUAAGUGAAAUAGGAGCCUGCUUUCUUCAGCAUCAAGAAGGCUUUGCCAUAUACUCGGAGUAUUGCAACAAUCAUCCCAGUGCCUGCAUUGAGCUCUCCAACCUGAUGAAACAGAGCAAGUACCGCCACUUCUUUGAAGCUUGUCGCCUACUGCAGCAAAUGAUUGACAUUGCCAUAGAUGGUUUUCUUCUCACGCCUGUUCAGAAGAUCUGCAAAUACCCCCUGCAACUGGCAGAAUUACUUAAGUACACUACUCAGGAACACAGUCUAUUGUUGUAGGCACUUUCAAGUUGU
This is a messenger RNA of Sceloporus undulatus (fence lizard), 647 nucleotides long. RefSeq names its product spermatogenesis-associated protein 13-like. The transcript is spliced from 3 exons. The record is from RefSeq and is a predicted model, not a curated record. The coding region runs from base 240 to 632 and encodes 130 amino acids. NCBI's taxonomy places the organism in Eukaryota, Metazoa, Chordata, Lepidosauria, Squamata, Phrynosomatidae. Gene Ontology annotation, molecular function: guanyl-nucleotide exchange factor activity.